AUGGAAUCUUGGAUGACCAUCAACAUGGCCAACAUCACAGCCGAUCUAUUUAUCCAGAACAACACUCGAGAGUCCUGCUGGUUAGCCAUCGAUGGCGUCGUCUGGAACGUGACUGAAUUCCUGUCUGAACAUCCCGGAGGUGCCAAUGUGAUUCUCAAAGUCGCUGGUCAAGAUGCAACAAAGCAGUAUUCGACAUUUCACAAUGCAUCACUAGUAAGAGAAACCCUAGAUCCAUCAUGCCGUCUUGGGACGAUAGAUCCAUCGACCCUUCCGUCUGUCGAAUCAGAUUUACCAGCAAAACAGCCGAUCGAAAGUCUCCCACCCCUCCGGUCCAGGAUCAAUCUCGCCGACUUUCAAGCCUCAGCAGAAGUGACCAUGACACCUCUAGCCUGGGCCUACGUCUCCUCCGGUGCAGACGACGAGUUUACCAUGAACGCCAACGCUCUUGCCUACCAGCGUGUUCUACUUAGGGGCCGGAUCCUACGUCGCGUUCCAUCCAUCGACUUGACAACCUCGAUUCUCGGCCAGAGAUCCAGUCUCCCGAUAUAUACAUCGCCUGUAGGGCUCGGGAAGCUCGUGCAUCCUGAAGGCGAAUGUGCGAUCGCUGCAGCCACUGGCCGGGAAGGGGUCAUUCAAAUCGUGAAUACCGUCUCGUCCAUGCCGAUCGAGGAGAUUAUGGAUGCGAGGGUGUCCAAAGACMAGCCGGUCUUCUGGCAAUUGUAUGUAAAUUCUGACUUGGAAAAAUCGAGAGCUUUUGUUYWAAGGGUAGAGAAAGCCGGUGUAUCGGCAUUGUUCUUGACGGUGGAUUCGCCCGUUACUGGAAAUAGGGAAAGGGAUGAGAGACGCGCAGCGCUUGACAUGGAGGCCGAUGAGAACUUCGAGAGCGUGGUGGAGGGCUCCCAGAGCGCGGGAGUCGCAGCUUCCAACACGUCCUUCAUCAACGCUGACAUUGAUUGGAACAUCAUCAAGUGGUUGAGAUCCAUUACCCGAUUGCCAAUCGUGGUCAAGGGUAUCCUGUGCGUCGAGGACGCGGUCCUGGCGUAUGAGCACGGUGUAGAUGGUAUCGUGUUAUCGAACCAUGGUGGCAGAUCUCAAGACACUUCUCAGCCUCCUCUUUUGACGUUGCUCGAAGUACGGAUGUAUGCGCCGCAUAUCAUGGGCAAUCGAAUGCAGAUAUUUAUUGAUGGCGGUGUUCGACGAGGAACCGACGUGCUCAAAGCACUGUGUUUGGGAGCCACCGCGGUGGGAAUCGGGAGACCCGUACUGUUUAGCAUGUCUGGGUAUGGUAGGAAUGGAAUCAGGAGGAUGAUCCAGAUCCUGCGAAAGGAGAUGCAGACGAAUAUGGCGUAUCUCGGCGCUAGGAAUCUGGGAGAGCUGAAGCCCGAAAUGGUGAACACGAAACAGCUGGAGAAGAUGGUGGUCAGCCUGCCGAGUUUGUAG
This is a messenger RNA of Ramularia collo-cygni, 1440 nucleotides long. RefSeq names its product related to CYB2-L-lactate dehydrogenase (cytochrome b2). The transcript is spliced from 3 exons. Gene Ontology annotation, molecular function: heme binding; oxidoreductase activity. The record is from RefSeq and is a predicted model, not a curated record. The coding region runs from base 1 to 1440 and encodes 479 amino acids. NCBI's taxonomy places the organism in Eukaryota, Fungi, Ascomycota, Dothideomycetes, Mycosphaerellales, Mycosphaerellaceae.